Penicillium subrubescens is the source of this 1758-nucleotide messenger RNA. RefSeq lists its product as uncharacterized. The coding region runs from base 1 to 1758 and encodes 585 amino acids. The record is from RefSeq and is a predicted model, not a curated record. The transcript has 8 exons. Gene Ontology annotation, molecular function: magnesium ion transmembrane transporter activity; cobalt ion transmembrane transporter activity; magnesium ion binding. Lineage: Eukaryota; Fungi; Ascomycota; Eurotiomycetes; Eurotiales; Aspergillaceae.
AUGGCCGAAACAAUCUACGAGCGCAGCGACCCACGCACUCCGGAGGAGUACUAUGCCAGUCUCCAGGGCGCACAGGGCUCAUUGGAGUCCAAAUUCAAGAAUAUCGAUGACAAAGUUCAUUUCAUGGACUAUAUGCAGCGGUUAAAAAACCCGUUGACGAGGAGCUUCGUGCUAGACUUUGGGAAUGAUGUUGCGUAUUGUGCGACGGAUUUGAAUACGGGUGAUUUUCGGGGUUUGUUGACUGGUCAGAGGGCAAAGUGUUUUGGGACUAGAUGGAUUCAUAUUUGGAAUCCGGAGCAGCAAAAGGAUACUAUUCAAACUAUCACAUCCAAAUACGGAGUCUCUGAACGACUACAAGGCAUGAUGUACACCGAGCCCUUCCAUGCCCCGCCACCAGCAAUCACAGCCCCAAAUCCCGUGAGGAAAGUAAAGCGAGUGUCGGCCCAGACGAUUGACCUUGAACUCGACGAUAUUGAGAACGGAUCUGCCAUGACGAAGAAAUACCAGUCUGCCUCAUUCGAGGGCCUCACAUUUGGGCAAGUCACCGACCAAAUUUGGCAUUUCUCAUCCGUGGACUACGGUCCUCGAUAUACAUGUGUCGGCUACAACACAUUAUUUGUAGCACCCGGUGUACCCGUGGAAAAUGGCAAGGACCUACCUGAAGGCACGAGACUCUGGUCAUGGCUGAUCCUGUGCGAUGAUGGGACUCUUAUUUCAAUCCAGGAAAACCCUCUACCACAAAUUCACACGUUGACCGAGGACGAGCAGGCCGCGGUGCUGGACGUCGCGAGUCGGAAUAUCCGAUUUAUCUUUUCUGGCAUCUCGAAGCAGCACGCCAAUAAGUCGCAAAGCGAGUCUUUGGUAACGAUCCGAGUGAGAAAUUUCCAUGAGACUGGACCGGACCAGGUGAUCAUCAAGCAGGAGGAUGGGCCGAGUUUGCUGUUCUACUAUCUAUUCGACGACUGGGUGUCGAGCUUUGGGCUGAUCGCGAAGCGUCAGCACAAGUACGGGGUUUCUCUGGAAGAAUUGAGAGGACAAAUGCUCGAACGGCCCAUGGUUGACCUCGUUGACGAACUCCACUGGUUGGGACGUCGGCUGGGCGUGCUCAAACGACUAUAUCAGAGCUACGAGCUCAUCAUGCGACGUCUACUCCAGCGACAACGGUUGUUACGCGACGAGGCUCGUUCCUCCAAUCCUCCGCCUAUGCCUUAUGGAAACACCUUUGCAGACUCCGAUUUCUCCGAUCUCCGGCAAGGAAGCAUCGUCAGCGAGGGUAACCGAUUUGCAACGAAUGAUAAGCCCGUCGGGGUGGCUCUGAGCUCUGCGGCGGUGGCCCGGUUCGAGCGGUUGGUCGACCGUAUCAACCUAUAUUGUUUGAGCGAGAUUGACACCUGCCUUUUGGAAAAGGAGUCAUUGACGUUUCUGAACUUCAACUUGAUCGCACUCAAGGACUCCCAGGCUGUGGAGAAAUUGACCCGGAUCACCAUCCUGCUCGCCAAAGCGACCAUGCUGUUCCUGCCUGUCAGUCUCAUGACGGCCUAUUUCUCAACAGAACUCAAAGGUGUCAAGGGUAUAUACACCCAGGCAGAAUACUGGGUGGCAUUCACGGUGAUCUUUGUGGUGACCGUUCUCGUCCUGACCAUCUUCGGGUUCGCCAGCGAUACCGUAGAAGGCAAGACGAUUUAUCGGUCGCUAGUGAAGACGUUCUUCCGACGAUCACGACAAAGGAUCACUGGGCGAGCAAAACGAGAGGACUGA